AUGUGGCGUAAAACGGAAACACUCAGUGCACUAUAUAUUCGCUACAAAAGUGCUUAUGUACGGUGGCCCACAAGUGUCACACGCAAACAAAAAGAUCACAACGCAAACAAAAGUCACGGCACGAAAGCAAAAAGUCACGGCACGAAAGCAAAAACUCACGGCACGAAAGCAAAAACUCACGGCACGAAAGCAAAAACUCACGGCACCAAAGAAAAAACUCACGGCACCAAAGAAAAAACUCACGGCACCAAAGAAAAAACUCACGGCACCAAAGAAAAAACUCACGGCACCAAAGAAAAAACUCACGGCACCAAAGAAAAAACUCACGGCACCAAAGAAAAAACUCACGGCACCAAAGAAAAAACUCACGGCACAAGAGCACAUUUUCAGCACGAGAGGACUGGAAACUGA
This is a messenger RNA of Paramuricea clavata, 411 nucleotides long. Lineage: Eukaryota; Metazoa; Cnidaria; Anthozoa; Malacalcyonacea; Plexauridae. The record is from the annotation of a GenBank genome assembly.